Rhinocladiella mackenziei CBS 650.93 is the source of this 855-nucleotide messenger RNA. RefSeq lists its product as uncharacterized. The coding region runs from base 1 to 855 and encodes 284 amino acids. NCBI's taxonomy places the organism in Eukaryota, Fungi, Ascomycota, Eurotiomycetes, Chaetothyriales, Herpotrichiellaceae. The transcript has a single exon. The record is from RefSeq and is a predicted model, not a curated record.
AUGUCUUCUUCCUCCAAACUCUCGCCCGGCUCACAUGCCACAGCCGUCAACAGCCUAACAAUCCACUACACGGUCCUUGCCUCGUCACCCGGUCUCCCGCCUCUCAUCAUCCACCCAGCCCCCUGGGGCUGCGGCGCAGCCCUGUACAUCCAAGCCUUCUCCCGGCUCUCCGCACAAUAUGCCUUAAUCAUCCCCUCGCCCCGGGGCAACGAUUCGUCUCAACGACCCUCAAGCCCAGACGAAAUGUCGUCACGACACCUCGUCUCAGAUCUUGAGCAGUUCCGACAAUUCCUGGGCCUCGACAAGGUCAGCAUCGUUGGCCACUCGUCCGGCGGCACCAUCGCGCUGGGCUAUGCGAUCGCCUACCCCGACCAUGUGGACAAGUUGAUCCUGCUCAACACGGACCUGUUGGGGUACGAGCGUAAAGACAACUCGUUUUUCCAGGACGUAGGACAAAUCCAAGCCAGGAUGUCUGUGACCAACGACGAGGAGUUCAAGGAAUUGGUUUCGCAAAUUUUGCCGCUGUAUUUUGCGCAUCCGGAACGAGGGGGCCCAGAGGCAUUCAAGAAAGUAUGGACGAAUGUGCCAUCGCUCUGGGCGUACGGGGCGUAUUAUGGCGCGGAUAAGUCCGAGGAUGGUGCUUGGGACCAGGUCCAGGAGUUGGGCAAAGUCAAGGCGAAGACGCUGGUGGUUGUGGGACGGCAGGAUAGGACUUGUGAAAUCGAGAUCAGUGAGUGUGUCAGUCGGGGUGUGACUGGGAGUAGGCUGGUGGUAUUGGAGGACUGUGGGCAUAUACCGUGGAUGGAGCAGGAGAAGCCGUUUUGGGAUUUGCUGGAGGAGUUUUUGAAGGAGUAG